Molecule: messenger RNA, 396 nt
Organism: Drepanopeziza brunnea f. sp. 'multigermtubi' MB_m1
Lineage: Eukaryota; Fungi; Ascomycota; Leotiomycetes; Helotiales; Drepanopezizaceae
Source: RefSeq, a predicted model, not a curated record
AUGUCUGCAAUCCCAAAGAACGAAGUCGGCAGCACCGUCGCUGACGCUAAUGCUGAUGUCGAGCUUGGCAAUAUCUCUACGUACAGCCUAACCUCCACUCUCUGCCGCCCACCCACAAACUUCACCUCCGCCUCUACUCUUAAGGACUCAGAGAUCCCCCAACCUGCCGAUCCAGCUAGACGCCCCCGCCUGCAACGAUUGUUCGUAAAGAUCGGUCAAUGGAUGAAGAAGAAGUACCUGAAGAACCCGAGCAAGGUCAUCAUCCUUUCCGUUUUCUUCAUGGUAUUCCUAGGAAUGAUGAGCUUAUCUGUUGGCUGGAUGGUCAACUCUCCCCGUCUGCCCGAAUUGCCCGAGAAGGAUCGAGACUAUCGCGUCCUUCCUCCCACUCUUGCAUAA